AUGACUACGAACCCUAGAAAGGGUACUGACCCUAACCCUUUGGAAGAAAGCGAUCAAUUGACGAUAAGACCCCUAGGAGCUGGCCAGGAAGUGGGACGAUCAUGUAUUAUGUUAGAAUUCAAAGGAAAAAAGAUUAUGUUGGACUGUGGUAUCCAUCCAGGUCUAUCUGGAAUGGAUGCAUUACCAUUUGUGGAUCUCAUUGAAGCCGAUGAAGUGGAUUUACUUUUGAUAUCACAUUUUCACUUGGAUCACAGCGGUGCACUGCCCUGGUUCUUGACAAAGACGUCAUUUAAGGGCAGAGUGUUUAUGACGCAUGCCACAAAGGCCAUCUACAGGUGGCUGGUAUCAGAUUACAUUAAAGUCAGCAACAUCUCGACGGAGCAGAUGCUGUACACGGAGUCGGACCUGGAGGGCUCGAUGGACCGCAUAGAGACGAUCAACUUCCACGAGGAGAAGGACGUGCGCGGGGUGCGCUUCUGGGCGUACAACGCGGGCCACGUGCUCGGCGCCGCCAUGUUCAUGAUCGAGAUCGCCGGCGUCAAGGUCCUCUACACCGGUGACUUUUCAAGGCAAGAAGACCGUCACCUGAUGGCCGCCGAGAUACCCACAGUGCAUCCAGAUGUCCUCAUAACGGAGUCCACGUACGGCACCCACAUCCACGAGAAGCGCGAGGAGCGCGAGAGCCGCUUCACGGGGCUGGUGAGCGACAUCGUGACGCGCGGCGGCAGGUGCCUCAUCCCGGUCUUCGCGCUGGGCCGCGCGCAGGAGCUGCUGCUCAUCCUGGGUGCGUACGGCGGCACACCCACACCCACACCCACUCACCACACUCGUCACCGACAUCAUGUUUCCACGCGCCCAGGAGCUGCUGCUCAUCCUGGGUGCGUACGGCGGCACACCCACACCCACACCCACUCACCACACUCGUCACCGACAUCAGGUUUCCACGCGCCCAGGAGCUGCUGCUCAUCCUGGGUGCGUACGACGGCACACCCACACCCACACCCACUCACCACACUCGUCACCGACAUCAGGUUUCCACGCGCCCAGGAGCUGCUGCUCAUCCUGGGUGCGUACGACGGCACACCCACACCCACACCCACUCACCACACUCGUCACCGACAUCAGGUUUCCACGCGCCCAGGAGCUGCUGCUCAUCCUGGGUGCGUACGGCGGCACACCCACACCCACCCCACACCCACUCACCACACUCGUCACCGACAUCAUGUUUCCACGCGCCCAGGAGCUGCUGCUCAUCCUGGGUGCGUACGGCGGCACACCCACACCCACACCCACUCACCACACUCGUCACCGACAUCAUGUUUCCACGCGCCCAGGAGCUGCUGCUCAUCCUGGGUGCGUACGGCGGCACACCCACACCCACACCCACUCACCACACUCGUCACCGACAUCAGGUUUCCACGCGCCCAGGAGCUGCUGCUCAUCCUGGGUGCGUACGGCGGCACACCCACACCCACACCCCCACUCACCACACUCGUCACCGACAUCAUGUUUCCACGCGCCCAGGAGCUGCUGCUCAUCCUGGGUGCGUACGGCGGCACACCCACACCCACACCCACUCACCACACUCGUCACCGACAUCGUCCACGCGCCCAGGAGCUGCUGCUCAUCCUGGGUGCGUACGGCGGCACACCCACACCCACACCCACUCACCACACUCGUCACCGACAUCAGGUUUCCACUCGCCCUGGAGCUGCUGCUCAUCCUGGGUGCGUACGGCGGCACACCCACACCCACACCCACUCACCACACUCGUCACCGACAUCAGGUUUCCACGCGCCCAGGAGCUGCUGCUCAUCCUGGGUGCGUACGGCGGCACACCCACACCCACACCCACUCACCAUACUCGUCACCGACAUCAUGUUUCCACGCGCCCAGGAGCUGCUGCUCAUCCUGGGUGCGUACGGCGGCACACCCCACCACACCCAAACCCACUCACCACACACUCGUCACCGACAUCAUGUUUCCACGCGCCCAGGAGCUGCUGCUCGUCCUGGGUGCGUACGGCGGCACACCCACACUCACACCCACUCGUCACCGACAUCAGGUUUCCACGCGCCCAGGAGCCGCUGCUCAUCCUGGGUGCGUACGGCGGCACACCCACACCCACUCACCACACUCGUCACCGACAUCAGGUUUCCACGCGCCCAGGAGCUGCUGCUCAUCCUGGGUGCGUACGGCGGCACACCCACACCCACACCCACUCACCACACUCGUCACCGACAUCAGGUUUCCACGCGCCCAGGAGCUGCUGCUCAUCCUGGGUGCGUACGGCGGCACACCCACACCCACACCCACUCACCACACUCGUCACCGACAUCAUGUUUCCACGCGCCCAGGAGCUGCUGCUCAUCCUGGGUGCGUACGGCGGCACACCCACACCCAAACCCACUCACCACACUCGUCACCGACAUCAUGUUUCCACGCGCCCAGGAGCUGCUGCUCGUCCUGGGUGCGUACGGCGGCACACCCACACCCACACCCACUCACCACACUCGUCACCGACAUCAGGUUUCCACUCGCCCUGGAGCUGCUGCUCAUCCUGGGUGCGUACGGCGGCACACCCACACCCACACCCACUCACCACACUCGUCACCGACAUCAGGUUUCCACGCGCCCAGGAGCUGCUGCUCAUCCUGGGUGCGUACGACGGCACACCCACACCCACACCCACUCACCACACUCGUCACCGACAUCAGGUUUCCACGCGCCCAGGAGCUGCUGCUCAUCCUGGGUGCGUACGGCGGCACACCCACACCCACACCCACGUCACAUCAGGUUUCACGCGCCCACCACACUCGUCACCGACAUCAGGUUUCCACGCGCCCAGGAGCUGCUGCUCAUCCUGGGUGCGUACGACGGCACACCCACACCCACACCCACUCACCACACUCGUCACCGACAUCAGGUUUCCACGCGCCCAGGAGCUGCUGCUCAUCCUGGGUGCGUACGGCGGCACACCCACACCCACACCCACUCACCACACUCGUCACCGACAUCAGGUUUCCACGCGCCCAGGAGCUGCUGCUCAUCCUGGGUGCGUACGGCGGCACACCCACACCCACACCCACUCACCACACUCGUCACCGACAUCAGGUUUCCACGCGCCCAGGAGCUGCUGCUCAUCCUGGGUGCGUACGGCGGCACACCCACACCCACACACCACUCACCACACUCGUCACCGACAUCAGGUUUCCACGCGCCCAGGAGCUGCUGCUCAUCCUGAGUGCGUACGACGGCAUACCCACACCCACACCCACUCACCACACUCGUCACCGACAUCAGGUUUCCACGCGCCCAGGAGCUGCUGCUCGUCCUGGGUGCGUACGACGGCACACCCACACCCACACCCACUCACCACACUCGUCACCGACAUCAGGUUUCCACGCGCCCAGGAUCCGCUGCUCAUCC
Messenger RNA from Iphiclides podalirius (scarce swallowtail), 3429 nucleotides. NCBI's taxonomy places the organism in Eukaryota, Metazoa, Arthropoda, Insecta, Lepidoptera, Papilionidae. The record is from the annotation of a GenBank genome assembly.